Fusarium proliferatum ET1 is the source of this 1779-nucleotide messenger RNA. RefSeq lists its product as uncharacterized. NCBI's taxonomy places the organism in Eukaryota, Fungi, Ascomycota, Sordariomycetes, Hypocreales, Nectriaceae. The transcript has 2 exons. Gene Ontology annotation, biological process: mRNA splicing, via spliceosome; spliceosomal tri-snRNP complex assembly. The coding region runs from base 1 to 1779 and encodes 592 amino acids. Gene Ontology annotation, cellular component: precatalytic spliceosome; U4/U6 x U5 tri-snRNP complex; U4 snRNP. The record is from RefSeq and is a predicted model, not a curated record.
AUGUCGACUGUCGCAGACGAUCUCCUCAACGAUUUUGGGAGCUCAGGCGAUGAGGCCGAAGAAGAACUCAACGAUGGCCUCAUCAAGGAUGAAGAGGCAACCGGCAACCGUGACGCCAUGCAGUUGGAUGGCGACGCGGAGACGAGGUACGAUGAAGAUUCGGAUGAGGGAAUGAACGACAGAGAAGACUCCGAAGCAACAAAAGUAAAGGUCGAGAAGAUGCAGCUUGGAGGAGUAAAGGAUGUUAGAAGCGUUGCCAACCUCAUGCAGACGCUUGAACCAGUUCUCGAGAGAAUCGCACAUUACCGAUCGCAAGCCGCGACGCAGAAUACCAACGUCGGAAACAUCGAAGAUCAUCCCGAGUAUCAUCUUCUGACGCAGUCCAACAGCCUUUCGACCCAGAUCGAUGGCGAGGUUGUCCUCGUUCAUAAGUUCAUUCGCGACCACUACUCGACGAGGUUUCCCGAGCUCGAGCGACUUGUCACGACGCCAAUCGAAUAUGCCAAGGUCGUUGCCAUCAUCGGAAAUGGUCCGUUGGACUCGGAGAGUAUCAAGGCCCUGCAGACUUCGACUGACAACCCGCUUGGAAUAACACUCAAGUCCGUCCUUGAUGGGCCGUCACUCAUGAUAGUGACGGUGGAGGCCACCACAUCAAAGGGCCACGAGAUGACACCCGAAGAGCUUGAGCGCGUUUACAAGGCAUGCGAUAUGGUUAUUGCCCUCAACAAGGCCAAGCAGACUCUCGCCGAGUACGUGCAGUCGCGCAUGAACAUUUUUGCGCCAAACCUGACAGCCCUCGUUGGUUCUCUUACGGCCGCCCAACUCCUCAACGCGGCAGGGGGCCUGACAGGUCUCUCCAAGACGCCUGCUUGCAACAUCGCCUCUUGGGGAUCCAAGAAGAAGCACUCGGGGCUUGCUACGAACAUAGGUGUUCGGCAGCAGGGCUACCUUUACAACUCGGAGAUGAUCCGAGGCAUUCCCACCGACUUGAAAAAACAAGCCUUGAGAAUCGUGUCGGCCAAGCUAGUUCUGGCUGCCCGGGUUGAUCGUACACACUCCAGUCCUGAUGGAUCCACAGGAGAGGAGCUCAAGUCAGCAUGUCUUGAGCGUCUUGAGAAACUGACAGAGCCACCUCCCAACAAAGGACAGCGUGCGCUCCCUGUGCCAGACGAUAAGCCAUCCCGCAAGCGAGGUGGACGACGCGCUCGCAAGGCUAAGGAGGCUCUCGCUAUGACUGAUCUUCGCAAGCAGCAAAACCGUAUGGCAUUUGGCAAAGAGGAGAGGGAGGUUGGAUACGGCACUGGCGAGUCAACUGUUGGUAUGGGAAUGAUUGGUCAGUCCAACGACGGCCGCAUUCGCAGUACGCAGAUCGACCAGCGCACACGCGCAAAGCUCAGUGCCAAAAGCAAGGGCUGGGGCGGAAACAGCACCGUGGGUGGUGCUGCGUCGUCUAUCGGUGGUUUUGGCCAAGCAUCGAACAUUGAUCUACGAGGGCGCGGCUUACGAGCCUCGGGAGUUGGCAGCACCAUCGGUUCAGCAACCGGCACAGCAUCGUCUUUGUCAUUCACGCCCGUCCAAGGUCUGGAGCUUGUUGACCCCAAGAUGCAGGCAGAGCUCAGCAAGAAGCGCAAGGCCGAGGAGGACCGCUGGUUCAAGGGCGGCAGCUUCACACAGGUCGGAGGGUCGUCGAGUGGAAGCGUUUUCAAGGUGCCGGCGCUCCCAGCAGCCAAACGCGUCGAUACAGGGUCAACCAAAACGGGUGCAUCAGCAUCAAAAUAA